Molecule: messenger RNA, 549 nt
Organism: Nothoprocta perdicaria
Lineage: Eukaryota; Metazoa; Chordata; Aves; Tinamiformes; Tinamidae
Product: cytochrome c oxidase subunit 6B1
Exons: 4
Coding region: 150-452 (100 amino acids)
Cellular component (GO): mitochondrion; respiratory chain complex IV
Source: RefSeq, a predicted model, not a curated record
GCUCCCAACYGCCACGAUGCGGUCGGGGGGGGCGCGAGGGCUCCUCGCGCUCCCAUUGGCCGAGCGCUUCCCGCCGCCGGAGCGCCGACCAAUAGGAGCGCCGCCCGCCGCGUCGUGGGCGGGCCCGGCUCUGAGGGGUGGUGGUGGCCAUGGCGGCGGGAGCGUCCAUGUCGUGCUCUGCGGACAUGGGGGACAAGAAGGGCCCCAAGGGCACCCUGAGCCACUACGUGACGGCCCCGUUCGACCCCCGCUUCCCCAAUGCCAACCAGACCCGCAACUGCUUCCAGAACUACCUGGACUACCACCGCUGCAUGAAGGCGCUGACGGCCAAACACCGCGACGUCACCCCCUGCCUGUGGUACUUCCGGGUGUUCAAGUCCAUCUGCCCCAUGUUUUGGAUCCAGCGCUGGGAUGAGCAGCGGGCGGACGGCACCUUUCCCGGCCGGAUCUAGGCCUGAGGGCCAGGCAGCCGCCGGCCUCUUCCCGCUUCCCAAUAAACUGGCUCCGUGAUGAAACCUCUUCCCAAUGAUCCCCUUCCCAAUGAAACCC